AUGGAAUGCAUCUUUGGUUUUACCGGCAAAGACUAUGUCAUGACAGCUACAGAUAGUACCGUUUCACAGAGCAUACUGGUCAUGAAAUCUGACGAGGACAAAUCCCGCGCCUUGAGCAAACGUAUCAUUUUACUAUUUUCCGGGACGCCGGGGGAUACUGUGCAAUUCGCAGAGUUUAUUCAGAGAAACGUGAGGCUGUACGAGAUUAGAAAUGGAGUCGAGUUAUCAACAAAGUCGGCUGCUACUUUUACGCGAAGAGAGUUGGCGGACAGCCUGAGAUCAAGGAAUCACUACCGCGUAAAUCUCAUUCUGGCUGGAUACGAUUUAACUACCGAAUCGUCUCACCUUUAUCAGCUCGACUAUCUCGGUAGCUCGAUAGCUGCUCCCUACGGUGCUCAUGGUUACGCUGCACAUUUCCUUUUCUCCAUUUUUGAUCGUUACCAUCGUCCAGAUCUUUCGUUCGAGGAAGGAAAGGCAUUGAUGAAGAGGUGUAUCAAUGAGUUACAAAAGAGAUUUCUUAUUAAUCUACCAAACUUUACAGUCAAAGUAGUAGAUAAAGAUGGAAUUAGAGAAAUUGUAGUUUAA
Molecule: messenger RNA, 585 nt
Organism: Paraglomus occultum
Lineage: Eukaryota; Fungi; Glomeromycota; Glomeromycetes; Paraglomerales; Paraglomeraceae
Source: the annotation of a GenBank genome assembly